Messenger RNA from Lactuca virosa, 1263 nucleotides. NCBI's taxonomy places the organism in Eukaryota, Viridiplantae, Streptophyta, Magnoliopsida, Asterales, Asteraceae. The record is from the annotation of a GenBank genome assembly.
AUGCCAAGUGACAAAACAGUCGGAGGAGGCGACGACGCUUUCAACACCUUCUUCAGCGAAACCGGCGCCGGAAAACAUGUCCCACGCGCCGUCUUUGUAGAUCUCGAACCCACCGUCAUCGAUGAAUUCAGAACCGGAACCUACCGCCAACUCUUCCACCCUGAACAACUAAUCAGCGGCAAAGAAGACGCUGCUAACAACUUCGCACGUGGCCACUACACAAUUGGGAAAGAAAUCGUGGACCUCUGUUUAGACAGAAUCCGAAAACUAGCUGACAACUGCACUGGACUCCAAGGCUUCCUAGUCUUCAACGCCGUAGGCGGCGGCACCGGCUCUGGUCUAGGCUCUCUCUUACUCAAACGCCUCUCCGUUGACUAUGGAAAAAAGUCAAAACUCGGGUUCAUAGUCUACCCAUCUCCCCAAGUCUCAACAUCAGUAGUCGAGCCCUACAACAGCGUCUUAUCAACCCACUCCCUUCUAGAACACACCGACGUCGCGAUUCUUCUCGACAACGAAGCCAUCUACGACAUCUGCCGCCGGUCACUAGACAUCGAAAGGCCAACCUACACAAAUCUCAACCGUUUAGUCUCCCAAGUCAUCUCUUCACUAACGGCGUCGUUACGUUUUGACGGAGCUUUAAACGUCGACGUGACAGAAUUCCAAACUAACCUAGUUCCAUACCCGAGGAUUCACUUCAUGCUUUCCUCCUACGCUCCUGUGAUAUCAGCUGAGAAGGCUUAUCAUGAACAGUUAUCAGUUGCUGAGAUAACCAACAGUGCGUUUGAGCCUUCUUCUAUGAUGGCAAAAUGUGAUCCGGGGCAUGGGAAGUAUAUGGCGUGUUGUUUGAUGUACAGAGGGGAUGUGGUUCCGAAGGAUGUGAAUGCUGCGGUGGCGACGAUUAAGACGAAGAGGACGAUUCAGUUUGUGGAUUGGUGUCCGACUGGGUUUAAGUGUGGGAUUAAUUACGAGCCGCCGACUGUUGUGCCAGGUGGCGAUUUGGCAAAGGUGCAACGUGCGGUUUGUAUGAUUAGUAAUUCGACUUCGGUUGCGGAGGUGUUUUCGAGGAUUGACCAUAAGUUUGACUUGAUGUAUGCGAAGAGGGCUUUUGUGCAUUGGUAUGUCGGGGAGGGGAUGGAGGAAGGGGAGUUUAGUGAAGCGAGGGAGGAUUUGGCUGCGCUUGAGAAGGAUUAUGAGGAGGUUGGUGCUGAAGGGGGGAUGAUGAGGGUGAUGAAUCAAUUAAAGUUAAAGUCAAAAGUUUGUUAG